CCUUCAAUUUCUCUCUCCUGGUUUCAGAUCAGUUCUCAGUUCACAAAGCGGAUCCAGAGUAAAAUCCGAGACCUGCUGCAACAAAUGGAAGAGGGGCUAAAGACAGCUGACCCACAUGACUGUUCUGCAUAUACUGGCUGGGCAGGCAUAGCCCUUUUAUACCUACAACUACACCGAGUCACAGAAGACCAGAAGUACUUGCAGCGAUCCCUGGAUUACGUGAAGAGAAUACUUCGUAAUCUGAGUGGCCGAAGGGUUACGUUUCUCUGUGGUGAUGCUGGACCCUUGGCAGUCGGAGCAGUAGUGUACCACAAACUGAAGAUUGACAGUGAGUCUAAGGAGUGUAUCACAAAGUUGUUGCAGCUCCAGAGAACCAUUAUAAGCACAGACUCUGAACUUCCAGAUGAGCUUCUUUAUGGCAGAGCAGGUUACUUGUAUGCUUUGCUCUAUUUGAAUACAGAAAUUGGUCCGGACACUAUACCACAGUCUAUUGUUAAAGAGGUGGUGGAUGCCAUUAUUGAGUCGGGUAAAAACUUGUCAAAGGAGGAACGCAAGGCUGAACGCUGCCCUCUGUUGUACCAAUGGCACAGGAAGCAGUAUGUUGGAGCAGCCCAUGGCAUGGCUGGGAUUUAUUACAUGCUGAUGCAGCCAGUUUCAAAUGUGGAUCAGGAGACCCUGACAGAGAUGGUGAAGCCAAGCAUUGACUAUGUCCGUCAUAAAAAAUUCAGAUCUGGGAACUAUCCAUCAUCAUUGAGCAAUGAAACUGAUAGACUAGUCCAUUGGUGCCAUGGUGCACCGGGAGUCAUCCACAUGCUUAUGCAAGCUUAUAAGACCUUUAAAGAGGAUAAAUAUUUGAAGGAUGCCAUGGACUGCAGUGAUGUCAUCUGGCAGAGAGGUUUGCUGAGGAAAGGGUAUGGAAUCUGCCACGGGACUGCUGGCAAUGGCUACUCCUUCUUAUCUCUCUAUCACAUAACUGAGGACAAAAAGUACCUCUACCGGGCUUGCAAGUUUGCUGAGUGGUGUUUAGAGUAUGGUGCACAUGGAUGUCGUAUUCCUGACCGACCCUACUCUCUAUUUGAAGGCAUGGCAGGAGCUAUUCAUUUCCUAUCGGACAUACUGGUACCAGAGACUUCCCAGUUUCCAGCAUUUGAACUUGGACCUCAAAGGAGAGAAGACAAAGUGAAACAGGACAGCUAAGAGACCUGUUGGAUUGGAAACUCCGUGUCAAGAGUGAUGAGACUGUCUAGUGCCUCUUACACUGAACCAACUUUAAAGCCUAAAUGAGGAACAGGGAAAUCCCUCUUCACAUCUCUUUCUCCAAAGGACCACUAGUCAUUAAAGCAUGAAUCAGAAGCCAUGCCCAGGUUUUAUUUAAGUGAUGCCUUCAGUGGUGGAAAGAAAGAUUAAGUUUUGAACUCUUUUUUUGCAGUUGUUCUUUUCAGGUUUUUCAAGUGUUUGCAUGUUUCUUGGUGUGUUCCAUAGACGUGAGUCUUUUGUUGUAAGCCAAAAGCUGUUCUCUCAAUCCCAGUCUUGUCCCUUUUGUGCAUGAGUAACAGUAGCAGCCUCGCUAUUUCUGUAAUGUGACUAUGGCUGAGGUUCCAAUUGACCCGAUGAAUGAGAUAGUCCAGUGUAAUAUAGUGACCAGGUUAAUACAUGGUUAUAUCUUAAAUGAGCUGAUAAUUUCCAAACAAAACCUAAAGCUUUCUGCGCUGUACUUCUCUAUUUUUUUCAUAAGGAACAUUUACCCCCCCACACACCCUCUUCUUUGAGAAGUUACGUUUAAAGAAUCUGACUUAAAUUUUCAGACAUGAUUUGUGGUGGCUCCAUUUUUACCAUGAAAAGCUGUAAGGGACCUGAUUUGUGAGACAUAGGGACUCAGCACAUUCAGAGAGAGAAUCCCCUUUAAGAUGUCUUCAGUUGGGCCCUGAAAAUAGGCCUACCUGCCUACAUAAAGUAUUUCUUAGUUCCUUAAACACUUACCAGUAGACACCAUGGCUAUGUCUACACUGGCGCGAUCUUGUGCCAGAAGUAUGCAAAUGAGGCUAAGCAUGGAAUAUCACUGAGCUUCAUUU
Messenger RNA from Pelodiscus sinensis (Chinese soft-shelled turtle), 2072 nucleotides. The record is from RefSeq and is a predicted model, not a curated record. Lineage: Eukaryota; Metazoa; Chordata; Testudines; Trionychidae.